CAGCCCUCGUGUGUUACAGCCGGUGCUCUACAAUACUCUGUAAGCUCUGUUGCAUUGGUUUUGUCGGUUCAGUAUUCGUGUAUUGCGCUGAGAGGCAGCUGUGAUGUGCUGUGUUGUAGAGUACAGUUGCUGGUCGUUGCUCUGACACUAAACAUCAGACAAUUACUAUAAAAGGGAUAUCAUUAGAGCAAUCAAUGGCAACAUUACAUAAUGGCAUAGAUGGUGGUCAACCAACAAUUCUUACCACUAUUCGCAUAUCAAAUGGUAAUCUACAGCACUCUUCAGACCUGAUUCCGGCCAAAGAACACGACGCCAUCAAACUCUUCGUCGGACAGAUUCCCAGAAAUCUUGACGAAAAAGACUUAAAGCCUUUGUUUGAACAGUUCGGCAAAAUCUAUGAACUAACUGUCCUUAAAGAUAAAUACACGGGAAUGCAUAAGGGCUGUGCGUUUUUGACCUACUGUUGCCGCGACAGUGCAUUAAAAGCACAGAAUUCACUCCAUGAACAGAAGACUCUGCCCGGGGCUGAGAGACAGGAACAGGUGGUUUGA
Messenger RNA from Medioppia subpectinata, 551 nucleotides. NCBI's taxonomy places the organism in Eukaryota, Metazoa, Arthropoda, Arachnida, Sarcoptiformes, Oppiidae. The record is from the annotation of a GenBank genome assembly.